AUGUCAGAUGAACCAGUCACAGUUAACGAAAAAGUUGAGAAUGAUUUGAAAGCUGGUCAUGCUCCGGCAUUAAAAGUUGGAGGUAUGCGCGUAGCUCAACCACGUCGAACAUCACAAAAUGAAGAUAAAGAUAAAAAAGCGAAAAGUGGAGCUAAUGAAGGUACUGGUAGUGCUGGUGAUAGUGAAGGUGGAGAAAAUGCACAAGAAGCUGGUGAAACAGCGGCUGAAGGUGAAGAACAGCAAGCAACAGGAACUGCUGUUUCACAACGUGUAGCAGGUCAAAUGGUUAGCGGCACGUUUGUUCCAAUUCAAGAAGCAUUUCCAACCGAAGCAAUGAAACAUAUGCAAGAGAAACCAAUACCAAAACAUGACUAUCAUUCUGGUUCAAAAUUUAAUCAAACACAUAUUGUUAUGCAACAACCAAGAAACCAGUAA
This is a messenger RNA of Didymodactylos carnosus, 435 nucleotides long. The record is from the annotation of a GenBank genome assembly. Lineage: Eukaryota; Metazoa; Rotifera; Eurotatoria; Philodinida; Philodinidae.